This is a messenger RNA of Sycon ciliatum, 2126 nucleotides long. RefSeq names its product ubiquitin carboxyl-terminal hydrolase 39-like. The record is from RefSeq and is a predicted model, not a curated record. The coding region runs from base 138 to 1640 and encodes 500 amino acids. The transcript is spliced from 21 exons. Gene Ontology annotation, biological process: mRNA processing; protein deubiquitination; spliceosomal complex assembly. Gene Ontology annotation, molecular function: zinc ion binding; cysteine-type deubiquitinase activity. NCBI's taxonomy places the organism in Eukaryota, Metazoa, Porifera, Calcarea, Leucosolenida, Sycettidae.
GAGUUCGAUUUUCUCGAUUUUAUUACAAGUCCAGAGACUGAGCUAGCUAGACGAACAGACUCAGUAGUAAACAGGUUGCUGGUAGAGUAUCUCUGGUCAUGAAUUGCUAGUCAACCUCGUUCUCGCGCUUUCACACCAUGGCUACGGAGGAGGAAAGGAAACGAAAGCGCCCUCUUGUGGAUUUCAGUGACGACGAUGACGAGGAUGAGGAGGUGCAGCCUCGCAAGAAGACAGUGGCCAAAGCGGAUAUGGCCAGAUCUUGCCCUUAUCUGGACACAAUCAAUAGGCAGUACCUAGACUUUGACUUUGAGAAGCUCUGCUCCGUGUCCCUCUCACAUCUGAAUGUCUACGCGUGCCUGGUGUGCGGCAAAUAUUUUCAAGGUCGGGGCAAAUCAUCCUUUGCUUAUACUCACAGUGUCCAGAUGUCUCACCAUGUCUACAUCAAUUUGAAUACACUGGAGUUCUACUGUCUGCCCGAUAACUAUCAGAUUAUUGACGCCUCGUUGGAAGAUAUCAAGUAUGUGUUACGGCCAACAUUCCAGCAGGAGCAAAUUUCCUUGUUGGACACGUCAUCUAAAGUGUCUCGAGCUCUGGACAGCACCACGUACCAGCCAGGUAUUCAAGGCCUGAACAACAUCAAGCACAAUGACUACAUGAACGUUCUGUUUCAUGCGUUUGCCCACGUUCAACCUCUGCGCAACUACUUCCUCUCUGAAGAUAGCUACUCCCACAUCAAGCCAAAGUCGGGAGACCGCCUGUUCACACUUGUUCAGCGAUUGGGAGAAGUCUUCCGAAAGCUGUGGAACCCUCUGAACUUCAAGUCUCAUGUCAGCCCGCACGAAAUGUGCCAGGCUGUCGUCUUGGCUAGUAAAAAGAAAUUCCAGAUCACAAAGCAAGGUGAAACAGUCGAGUUCAUGACGUGGCUAUUACACUCUCUACAUCAGGGGUUAGGAGGUUCAGCCAAGGAGAACACCAGUGUCGUUUCCAACACGUUCCAGGGCUCCAUGAACGUCCACUCUCGCAAGCUGCCAAUGACUGAUAAUCCAGACGAACUCAAGAAGCUGAUGCAAGAAGAAGAGUAUAAAACAACGACGCAGAAAGUGCCUUUCUUCUUCCUGACGCUUGACCUGCCUGCUCCACCUCUGUUCAAGGAUGAGUUCGAUGCCAACUUCAUUCCACAGAUUCCGUUGCUCGACCUGCUGAGCAAAUUUGAUGGCACACAGGAGAAGGAGUACAAGUCAUACAAAGAUAUCCGAAUGAAGCGAUUUGAGGUGACCAAGCUGCCUCCGUAUUUAAUUCUUGUUAUCAAGCGCUUUACCAAGAACAACUUUUUCAUCGAGAAGAACCAUACUAUUGUCAACUUUCCCAUCGGCGACCUGGAUAUGGCAGAGUUCCUAUCCAGUGAUCCAGCAGUGCAGGACGCCCACCCGCACACUAAGUACAGUCUCUGUGCUAACAUCGUCCACGAUGGUGAUCCAGGAGCUGGAAAGGGCACGUAUCGUGUUCAGCUGCUGCACAAGGGUGCCAAGCAAUGGUUUGAGCUACAGGAUCUGCACGUCACCAAUCUCCUGCCACAAAUGAUUACGCUGGCCGAAGCAUACAUUCAGAUCUGGGAACUGGAUACAACGUCCGAAGAAUGAGUGUAUCUCAGUAUCCUACUCGCAUAGCUGGUGAUGGUUCAGUGAGCUUCCUCUAUUGUCAAAUCCUUGGAGGCUAUCGUUAGGACUAUCGAGCUAGUGCAGGAUUGUGAACAUUAUGUAUUAUAGUUUGUAAUUUGAUUUCUUUAUCCGUUUGCUCAACGAUGCGUUGUGUACCGUUGCCUCGCUUUUUCCCAUUUCCAUUCUGAUUGUUGUCUAGCUGUACAUAGCUUUCUCCCUUUGCUCUGUUCACAGUUUUUUUGUAUAGAGGUCUUGUGGCCUGAACGUGGAGCUGUAUGAUUCCAACAUGCCUGGACUCCAGCAGCGCUGUGUGGCUGUUGCGGGGCCGGCUCAAUCCUGCUCUGCUAUUCUUCGUUUUUAUUCCGCGCCAUUUGCCUCUCAUACUAGGUAUGUAUAGAUCUUGCCCUGCUGUUUUACCUUCUGCUAUUCUUUCUUGAAUGACCUUGAAAGGACAAACUACCAUGCAAA